UUCGCGUGGCGAUUUAAAUAUAUUUAAUGGUGUGUUUAUGGCGAAAAAAAAUGUCAUGCGAUUUUUAAAACGCGCGGGUGCUUUUUCUCGAAACGUGUGUUGGCAAUUCAUGGAAGACGCACCUGUGAAUGCAACCUGACAUCUCCUGUGACGUCACUACGGUACCUGCCAGCCAGUGUUGCAUUUUGGUAUCGUCUUGUUGGCAAAAGUCUUCUCCCCUAGAAAUAGGGACGUCUAAAUUCAGACGCGAGGUGAACGACUCGGAUCGCCAAAACAAAUCCCGUCCAGCUUUCGACCCGUCUACUGCGUUAUACUUUACACACACACACACACAUGUAUAUAUAUAUAUUUUUUUUCUUUUUCUUCUUCUGCUUUCCUUAUCGCCGACGUUUCCGUACUUUGGCCAGAUGGUCGGACAUCCCUAAACCCGCGCGGUGCAUUGAACUUGGUGCCAGAUUAUCAUCUCGAGCACGUAACCCUGGAUUUCCAAAACGGUCCGGAGCCUUCUCCGUUGGUAUACAUUAAAAGGGGAGCGAUCACGUGACGACGACGACGGCAAUUGUCGGUGCGCGCGGAUAGCGACAGCCUCGCCUUCGUCCCGAUGUCGAUCGACUAUAGUGGAGAGUGCACGCGGUGCGAUCGUCGCAACUCGCCAGGCUACUACCAAAAAAUCGCGCGAGAUGCUAAAUAGAAAUGGAGCUUUACUUGCCCUCCGUCGUCUAGUCGUUAGAUGGAACCGCGAAUGCUUUAAGUUGAGAUAUAAGAGAACUCCGAAAAAUGGAUAAGUGUCCCGUCGUCGGUUCGGCCGACGUGGAGCUCAACAACGGAAAGAGUGCGGUCAAUGGAAGUCGUAAGGUGACCAAUGGACGACACUCGAUCGGACAGCAAGAUGCCCUCUGUGCCUUAGAAUGUCCCAUACAGCAUUAUGCGGAUGCACGAGAUUACACCUGCGGUCUGUGGUCGUUUAGGCCCAAGCUGUUUAGAAGUUUUGCUAACAAAAAGACUUUCUUAAUUGUGUUUUGUUUAACCAGUGUGUUGCAGGGUAUGUAUUAUACCUAUUUUGUUAGUGUUCUGACGACUAUUGAAAAACUCUAUCAGAUUCAAAGUAAGACAACGGGUAUCAUCAUGUCUGCGACGGAGAUUGGACAAAUAGGUGGUGCCCUGUUACUUACGUAUUAUGGAGGACAGGGACACAGACCGAAAUGGAUAGCUUGUGGCAUGGUGGUUUUUGCAUUUUCCUCCGUUCUAUGUUCUAUGCCGCAUUUCUUGUUCGGCGGAGAUGUUCGGUCUCUGAAUGCCAAUUCGACCGCGUCGAAACACACUCCCCGUCUCUGUCACCUGUCGGAGAAUAUGACCGGCGAGACGACGUUUGGCAAUGAAACUUUUAAAUCUCCGGUGACUACAGAAUUUUCCAAAUGUGAUUCUAUAGAAGUGUCGAUUCAGCAGACUCGAAUCACCAAUGCAGUUCUUGCAGUGUUUUUCAUUAGUCUGCUUUUCAUUGGGAUUGGAGCGACUGCUGUCUAUACUUUAGGAAUUCCAUAUAUUGAUGAUAAUGUUGCCACAAGAGAAUCUCCUUUGUAUUUUGGUAAGUUAUUUUAUUUGUGAACAUAGAAAGAGAUUAUUUUAUUUGAUUUGGAAACUUACAAAUUUUAAAUUAGACAUC
This is a messenger RNA of Centruroides sculpturatus (bark scorpion), 1663 nucleotides long. Its product is annotated as solute carrier organic anion transporter family member 3A1-like. NCBI's taxonomy places the organism in Eukaryota, Metazoa, Arthropoda, Arachnida, Scorpiones, Buthidae. The record is from RefSeq and is a predicted model, not a curated record. The coding region runs from base 778 to 1605 and encodes 275 amino acids. Gene Ontology annotation, biological process: transmembrane transport; sodium-independent organic anion transport. Gene Ontology annotation, cellular component: membrane. The transcript is spliced from 2 exons.